This is a messenger RNA of Clunio marinus, 306 nucleotides long. Lineage: Eukaryota; Metazoa; Arthropoda; Insecta; Diptera; Chironomidae. The record is from the annotation of a GenBank genome assembly.
AUGCGACGACAAACAAAAGCACGAAUGCCACUAAAUACUUUUAGACUUACAAGGAAACGAGCUGGAAGCAAGAUGGAAGAAACAUCUCGAGAAUUUUCACUCACUUGCUUAAGACGUAAGACAACAAACAUCAUGCAGAAGAAGUUGGAAACAAAACAAAUGGCUUUUGAUAUUGAAAGUCUUGUUAAUGGAAUCCUGUCCAGAAAUAAAUUUCAAUUGACAUCCCUAAAAAGGCAGCAAAUCAUGUCAAAUCGUAUUUGGGUUUUUGUGCAUGAAGCGUUUUUCCUGCCAUGUGUUGUUAUGUGA